CUCCUCUAUCAAGGGUCUCUCUCUCUCUCUCUGACAUCACACUCACUUCCUACUACCUAACAAAUUACAUAUCUUAAGUAACAUAACAAACAUUAGACACCCCUCACCGCAUUCGCAUUCACAUUCACAUACCCAAAUUAAUAAUCCUUCCUUUUCAUAGUUACAAUACAACCACCACCCCCGUCAUUACAUCUUUUCACGUUUCCAUUCCCAAACACAUACUCGAGCUUCUCACUAGUCUCAAAGGGGAACAAGAUCUGAAGCUUUGAAUGCUAUUGAAAAUAAUUGGUGAAAAUGAGGAUAAUAACAAGGAGUCAAAGUAGGAAAAAGAUAGGAAGGUACAAUCAGAAUGAGAGUGAAGGUGACGAUGGAGAUAGGCUCAGUGAUUUGCCGGAUUCAAUUCUGUUGCAUAUAAUGUCAUUUAUGAUGAUUCAUGACGUUAUUAAGACUUGCAUUUUGUCAACAAGGUGGAAGAAUCUUUGGAAAUCCAUGCCUAAUAUUAAAUUACACACUGCAGACUUCAGGAACCAUUGUGUUUUCUCUGAAUUUAUUUCCGGUAUUGUGUCAUGCCGUGAUGGCCGCGGCGAUGGCGAUCACCCCUUGAUUAGCCUGGACUUCAGUCGCCAUGGCUAUUUGCAAAACUAUAUCUUGACCGAUCUCAUGAGAUAUGUGGUGUCGAAAGAUAUACAACAUCUGAAAAUUUAUGUUCCAUACAAUCUUGGUUUGCCUUCUUUUGUGUUCUCUUGUAGCUCCUUGUUAUCGCUUGACCUAUCGGUUUCUUCGUAUGAUCUUAAGAGGAGAACAAGAAUAUCGAAGCCUUUAGAACUCCCGUCAUUGGUGAGUUUGCGCCUUGAAAGUGUUGCAAUUUCUGUAGACGAGAAUUGCCAAGCAGAACCCUUCUCAAAAUGUGUAAAGUUAAAAACCCUAUCCAUCAAGAAUUUUCUGAUGAUCUCACCUGAUUCUGACAUAGACAGGUCAGGAACUCUCGUUAUAUCGAAUGCUAAGCUCGCCAAUUUGACCAUCAAGGAAUAUAAACGGUACAAGAUUUUAGUGUCUACACCUAAUCUAAGAUCAUUUACUUUGGAUGGUUCUCCUUUUCAACAGUUACGUGGGAAGAAAGGGAUGGCUAUUGAGCUUCAAUCUUCCUCACUAGCAUAAAGACCUGCUCAGAGCUUUUGAAAUAAUCGGAAAAAACGGAGUAACUUGCUACAAGAUUGACACAAAAACAAGCACGAGUUUCGUAAAAUGUUUUUCAAUGGAACAUUUAGAAGUUGGCAAUAUAGUGAGAUGCUGGUGCAUAUUAAUUACGUAAGUUUUGCUAAAUGAGUUUUAUUUCAACAUGCAUUUAUAUCCAAUUACAUGUUGUGAAACUUGUGAUCUUUCUUUCUUUCUUGUUUUGGCUUGGCUUGUUAGAUAUUAUUAUGAAGAACGUGUUGUACAAAAGAGGUAAAUCUUGAUUUGCAUGGUCUUUUCAUUUAUCACUUCCUAAUUUGUUUUGUUAAAUGUUGCAGUUGUAGAAGGUAAUAGAAGAACGUUUUCAUUGAAGGAAGUAGAAUUUCUCAUAAUCAAUUAACUGGAGCAAUACAAUCAAUCUGUAGCUUAUUUAUGUUGAUUAGGUGUAUGAUAUUAUAUUAUGACCAUGACCAUAGUUGUAGGAGUAGUAAUAUUAAAACAAGAAAUUCAUGAAAGAAUAGUGUUGAAAUAGAAAACGGUUCAUAGUUGUUCCUUAACAAUGGGGAAUUGACUAAGAUAGAAUAGUUGCUCCUUAUAAUUUACAUGGCUAUCAUUAUUUGAUAUGUACAUAGCUCGCUUGCAAUUGCAAGGAGCUUGUUCUAAAUGUAAUUCUUUUUUUUUUUCUGA
This is a messenger RNA of Arachis ipaensis, 1860 nucleotides long. Its product is annotated as F-box/LRR-repeat protein 13. NCBI's taxonomy places the organism in Eukaryota, Viridiplantae, Streptophyta, Magnoliopsida, Fabales, Fabaceae. The record is from RefSeq and is a predicted model, not a curated record. Gene Ontology annotation, molecular function: protein binding.